Lycium ferocissimum is the source of this 588-nucleotide messenger RNA. RefSeq lists its product as uncharacterized. The transcript is spliced from 4 exons. The record is from RefSeq and is a predicted model, not a curated record. Gene Ontology annotation, molecular function: nucleic acid binding. Bases 1 to 588 code for a protein of 195 amino acids. Lineage: Eukaryota; Viridiplantae; Streptophyta; Magnoliopsida; Solanales; Solanaceae.
AUGGAUAUAUCUUGCAUUCAGGCAUAUGCUCUAAGCUUGGAGGAUCAUGAACGACAACAACGAGCAGACCGAGAUCGUGAUAAGGAUCAGCAUAAGAGGGGCAAGUUUCAGGGGCCGCAUUAUGAUCGAUUUACUUACUCUGGACCUGGUCAGAGUUCACGGGCAUCAAACUCGCAGCAUAGAGGGGAUUCUAGUCAGGCAAGACCUUCCGUGACUCGAUGCGAUCAGUGUGGAAAGACUAUUGUUGUGGCCGAUGCCCUUAGCCGCAAAUCCAUGGGAAGCCUGUUACACGUAGAUGCUGAGAAGAAAGAGCUAACUAAAGAACUACAUCAACUAGCUAGUUUUGGAGUUAGGCUUAUGGACUCAGACGAUGGAUUGCCUCGUUCGUAUUGUAAGUUUGAUUCUAUUUGGGUAGUCAUUGAUAGGCUAACUAAAUCAGCCCAUUUCCUGCCAGUCAAGACUACUUACACAGCAGAGGACUCUGAGAAAAUGUAUGUUAAAGAAAUAGUACGCCUACAUGGUAUUUCUUUAUCUAUUAUAUCGGACAGAGGAGCUCAGUUUACAGCAAAUUUCUGGAGGUCCUUUUAG